AUUGUACUUCCGGUCUACGCGAGAUCGUUGUGUUUUAUUUAUUCUUUCUAUUAAAUUUGUUAAUAAUUAUAAUCAAAAAUGUCUAGAAGACGAAGAGAAUCGUACAGUGACGACGAGGAUGAAACCAGUCACCGCAGUAAAAGAAGACGUACUUCAGAUGAUGUUAAUAUUGAAGACAGACUGGACUCUCUCAUAACCAGAGUUGGAGAAAAAAGUACUUCAUCUUUAGAAAGUAACUUAGAAGGACUUGCUAGUGUUUUAGAAGCCGAUCUUCCAAAUUACAAAGACAAGAUUGUUAAAAUUUUAUGUGACUGCGUGGUGUAUUUACCUGAGAAGAUUACUGUAUAUACCACAUUAGUUGGUUUGUUGAAUGCCAAGAAUUAUAAUUGUGGAGGAGAGUUUUCUGAAUUAUUAGUCAGAAAUUUGAAAGAAGCUUUGAAGACUGGUGAAUUUGAAAGUGCACGAAUGAUUGUUAGAUUUGUGGCUGAUUUGGUGAACUGUCAUGUUCUAGUAGCCUCGUCUGUUUUACAAAUGUUUGAUAACUUUGUUGAAGUGGCUUUAGAAGAUAAUAUUCCACAGGUGAGGUCAGAUUGGUAUGUUAAUUCUGUACUAUCAGCACUUCCUUGGGUGGGACGAGAAUUAUUUGAAAAGAAAGAAGCAGAAUUGAGUAAAUUACUUCAAACAAUAGAAAAUUAUAUUAGUAAGAGACAUCAUAUUCAUGUACCAUCUUUACGAGUUUGGGCGUCCGAUGAUCCCCAUCCACAAGAGGAGUAUUUAGAUUGUUUGUGGGCUCAGAUAAAAAACCUCCGAAAUAAUAAAUGGGUUGAAAAACAGAUCUCACGUCCAUAUUUGGCAUUUGAUGGAGUUCUAUGUGAUGCCCUUCAGCAUACCCUGCCACAGAUAAUACCCCCAUCACAUAAUGAUGAAAUGAAAUAUCCUAUUCCUACUGUAGUGUUUAGGAUAUUUGAUUACACAGACGUACCCGAGGGUACUGUAUUACCUGGAAGUCAUGCUAUAGAACGAUAUCUUAUAGAAGAACAGAUCAACAAAAUAAUUGAUUCAAACUAUCUAGAACGGAAAGAAUGCGCUGCAGCUCUUCUAAGCUUUCCAACAAAAAAUAAACUUCCUCUAAAUUAUAUCAUCAUUGAGACUGUUUUCGGUCAGUUGUUUAGAUUACCUAAGGCGCCACAUUUAGAGUUAUUCUAUGGUGUUAUAUUAUUGGAGGUGUGUAAAUUACAGCCUAGCACCAUGCCUCAAGUUCUUGCCCAAGCUACAGAGAUGUUAUUUGAAAGACUUGAUAGUAUGCAUACCAUAUGUAUUGAAAGGUUGGUCACAUGGUUUUCCUAUCAUCUGAGUAUGUUCCAGUUUCGAUGGAGUUGGGAAGACUGGUCUAUUGCCGUACAACAAGAUGCUACGUCACCUAAAGCCAGAUUUGUACAUGAAGUUUUACAAAAGAUUUUACGAUUAUCAUAUCAUCAGAGAGUAAUGGAAUCGGUACCUGAAUCAUUUCACUGUCUUCUACCUGUAAAACCACAGCCAUUUUAUAAAUAUGAACAAGAAGGAGCAGGAAGUUUACCAGGUACAAUGAAAGCCCAUGCAUUAAUGUCGGCCAUUAAAUCUAGAUGUACACCAGAAGAAGCUGCUGCCAUUCUUAAAGAAUUACCUAAUCCAAUGGCUGAUGAUGAUAGUAGUAGUGAGCCAGUUUUUAAUCCAUUAAAGAUAGAUGUUUUUGUAUCAACACUGUUGUAUUUAGGAAGUAAAUCAUUUAGUCAUUCGUUCGCAGCAUUAGCCAAAUUUCAUCCGUUGCUCAAGUCAUUAACUGAAACAGAAGAGGCUCAGAUUUGUUUAUUACGAACAUUGUAUGAAGUGUGGAAAUCACACCAACAGAUGUUGGUUGUUUUAGUUGAUAAAUUAUUAAUGCUGCGGAUGGAUUAG
Messenger RNA from Patella vulgata (common limpet), 1935 nucleotides. Its product is annotated as nuclear cap-binding protein subunit 1. Gene Ontology annotation, cellular component: nucleus; nuclear cap binding complex. The coding region runs from base 79 to 1935 and encodes 618 amino acids. NCBI's taxonomy places the organism in Eukaryota, Metazoa, Mollusca, Gastropoda, Patellidae. The record is from RefSeq and is a predicted model, not a curated record. Gene Ontology annotation, molecular function: protein binding; mRNA binding; RNA cap binding. Gene Ontology annotation, biological process: mRNA export from nucleus; nuclear-transcribed mRNA catabolic process, nonsense-mediated decay. The transcript has 21 exons.